CGAGUGCACCGAGUGUCGCGGGAGCAGCGCUUUGGUCCCCUGCUCCCGCGACAUGGCCUUCAACUUUGGGGCUCCCUCGGGCACCUCUGGCACCGCUGCAGCUACCGCAGCCCCCGCGGGAUUUGGUGGGCUUGAGACUGCCAACUCCACCGCCAGUGGGUUUAAUUUUGGGGGUUUCGGAUUAACUGCUAAUCCUGCAGUGAACUUUAAUAUUGGGAAUUUCGGUGUUUCUACUACCUCGGCGACUCCGUUCAAUUUUGGUAACAGUCUGGCAAGUGCAGGUGGGUUUGGAGGAUUUGGGACAACAUCUACAGCGGCAGGUUCUGCAUUCAGCUUUUCUGCUCCAGCUAACACAGGCACUACUGGACUCUUCGGUGGUACUCAGAACAAAGGUUUUGGCUUUGGUACUGGUUUUGGCACAACAACUGGAAGUAGUACUGGUUUAGGUACUGGUUUGGGAACUGGACUGGGAUUUGGAGGAUUUAAUACACAGCAGCAGCAACAGCAAACUACAUUAGGUGGUCUCUUCAGUCAGCCCACACAAGCUCCUACACAGUCCAGCCAACUGAUAAAUACUGCAAGUGCUCUUUCUGCUCCAACGCUGUUGGGAGAUGAGAGGGAUGCUAUUUUAGCAAAAUGGAAUCAGCUGCAGGCCUUUUGGGGAACAGGAAAAGGAUAUUUCAACAAUAACAUUCCACCAGUGGAAUUCACACAAGAAAAUCCCUUUUGCCGAUUUAAGGCAGUAGGAUAUAGUUGUAUGCCCAAUAAUAAAGAUGAAGAUGGGCUAGUGGUUUUAGUUUUCAACAAAAAAGAAACAGAUAUUCGAAGCCAACAACAGCAGUUGGUAGAAUCAUUGCAUAAAGUUUUGGGAGGAAACCAGACCCUUACUGUAAAUGUAGAGGGUAUUAAAACAUUGCCAGAUGAUCAGACAGAAGUUGUCAUUUAUGUUGUUGAGCGUUCUCCAAAUGGUACUUCAAGAAGAGUUCCAGCUACAACACUAUAUGCCCAUUUUGAACAAACUAAUAUAAAAACACAGUUGCAGCAACUUGGUGUAACCCUUUCUAUGACUAGAACUGAACUUUCUCCUGCACAAAUCAAACAGCUUUUACAGAAUCCUCCUGCUGGUGUUGAUCCUAUUAUCUGGGAACAAGCCAAGGUGGAUAACCCUGAUUCUGAAAAGUUAAUUCCUGUACCCAUGGUGGGUUUCAAAGAACUUCUUCGAAGACUGAAGGUUCAAGAUCAGAUGACUAAGCAGCAUCAGACCAGAUUAGAUAUCAUAUCUGAAGAUAUUAGUGAAUUACAGAAGAAUCAAACUACAACUAUGGCCAAAAUUGCACAAUAUAAGAGGAAACUCAUGGACCUUUCCCAUAGAACCUUACAGGUCCUAAUCAAACAGGAAAUUCAGAGGAAGAGUGGGUAUGCCAUCCAAGCUGAUGAAGAACAAUUGCGAGUUCAGCUAGAUACAAUUCAGUGUGAACUGAAUGCACCUACGCAGUUUAAGGGCCGACUAAAUGAACUGAUGUCCCAAAUCAGGAUGCAGAAUCAUUUCGGAGCAGUCAAAUCUGAGGAAAGGUAUUACAUCGAUGCAGAUCUGUUACGAGAAAUCAAGCAGCAUUUGAAACAACAACAGGAAGGCCUUAGCCACUUGAUUAGCAUCAUAAAAGAUGACCUAGAAGAUAUAAAGUUGGUAGAACAUGGAUUGAAUGAAACCAUCCACAUCAGAGGUGGUGUUUUCAGUUGACAGUUCACAAACCUAUGUUAAGGGUUUGUGAAAUGUAUCUUGCUACAUCAGACCUUCCUUAGGAAUGAAACUGACCACAUGGAGGGAGAAAAAGGGAAACAAUCCUCUCCUGGCUUUUGAGGAGUUACUGACAAAUUACUUUUCAUCAAAUCUGAAAUGACAUUGACUUCACAGCUCUUCAAGAUAGCCUUUGAAAGAUUUAUACCUGAAAGCUGUUCUUUACUGUACAAGAGAAGUACAUAAUUACCAAAAAUAUGUACCAUUGUACAUUUUGACAACGGCAUUGUUCUUAAAACUAAUCAGUGUUUAAUGAUUAUUCUCCAUUGAGCCUGUACUCCGCUUUCCAUAGCAAGUAAAUAUGAAAUACCUACUUUGCACAUAAACUAUAACUACGUGGCUGUUGGAGCUUUGUACUUCAGAAUGUAAAUGUACAUCAGUUUUUAUAUAUUUGUGAAUUCAUCUGUGGGAGGAGUAAAGGAAAUCGAAGAGUAUUUAAUGAUUAAUGUGGUUUUCCUUUCAUUCUAUAAAGAUUUGAAAAUAUAUUUUUAUAUUAUUUUACUUAUUUGGAAUUCACAGAACACACAAGUGAUUAGGAUAUAACAGAAUUACAUUUUAUCAUUUUUGCAACUUUUUUGUUUAGGCUUUUUUAUUUCUAAAAAAGAAAAAUAAAUUCUUGAUUGUAAUUACUUUUAUAUAAUUCUGUCUGAUGCUUUAUUUGGCUAUGGGAGAGUAACCAUGUCCUCACAAGUAUUAAAUCAUAAUCACAAUUCAAGAA
Messenger RNA from Zalophus californianus (California sea lion), 2516 nucleotides. It is a transcript of the gene NUP54, whose product is annotated as nucleoporin 54. Gene Ontology annotation, cellular component: nuclear pore central transport channel; nuclear pore. Gene Ontology annotation, biological process: protein localization to nuclear inner membrane; NLS-bearing protein import into nucleus; nuclear pore organization. Gene Ontology annotation, molecular function: structural constituent of nuclear pore. The record is from RefSeq and is a predicted model, not a curated record. Lineage: Eukaryota; Metazoa; Chordata; Mammalia; Carnivora; Otariidae. The coding region runs from base 53 to 1741 and encodes 562 amino acids. The transcript has 13 exons.